This is a messenger RNA of Carassius carassius (crucian carp), 1620 nucleotides long. RefSeq names its product protein kinase C and casein kinase substrate in neurons 2 (gene pacsin2). Gene Ontology annotation, biological process: regulation of endocytosis; cytoskeleton organization; plasma membrane tubulation. Gene Ontology annotation, molecular function: protein binding; phospholipid binding. The coding region runs from base 145 to 1620 and encodes 491 amino acids. The record is from RefSeq and is a predicted model, not a curated record. The transcript has 11 exons. Gene Ontology annotation, cellular component: cytoplasm; endosome; plasma membrane. NCBI's taxonomy places the organism in Eukaryota, Metazoa, Chordata, Actinopteri, Cypriniformes, Cyprinidae.
GAGCUGCGCGCGCGCGCCCGCCGCGGGGACGUGACGUCAGAGAGGUGCGCCUCCGCCGCUUUGACUCAGUCAGUCGUUGAAUACCGAUGAAAAACGGAGAAAGUCAAGCUCUCGUCGACAGAUCCGGACUGAAACGAUCUCAGCAUGUCAGACUUGACGGACUCUCUGGUGGACGUGUCCAGCGACAGCUUCUGGGAGGUGGGGAACUACAAGCGUGCGGUGAAGCGUGUGGACGAUGGGAACCGGCUGUGUAAUGACCUGAUGAACUGUCUGCACGAGCGCGCACGCAUCGAGAAGAGCUACGCCACGCAGCUCACCGAGUGGGCCAAGCGCUGGAGACAGCUGGUGGAGAGAGGGCCUCAGUACGGGACGGUGGAGCGAGCGUGGUUCGCUCUGAUGACCGAGGCAGAGAAGGUGAGCGACCUGCACAUGGAGGUGAAGACUGCACUGACCGGAGAGGACCUGGAGAAAAUCAAGAACUGGCAGAAGGACGCUUACCACAAACAGAUGAUUGGUGGCUUCAAGGAGACCAAAGAAGCAGAAGAUGGCUUUCGCAAGGCACAGAAACCCUGGGCCAAGAAACUCAAGGAGGUGGAUGCGGUGAAGAAGGCCUACCACAACGCCUGUAAGGAGGAGAAAACGGCCUCCAGCCGAGAGAGCUCAAGCAAGCUGGAGAAUAACAACCCAGAGGCCCAGAAGAAGCUGCAGGAGAAAGUGGAGAAGUGCCAGCAGGAAGUUCAGAAGACGAAGGAGCGCUACAGGAAGUCUCUGGAGGAGCUGGAUAAGGUGACCCCUCAGUACAUGGAGAACAUGGAGCAGGUGUUCGAACAGUGGCAGCAGUUUGAGGACAGCAGACUGUGCUUCUUCAAAGAGCUGCUGCUGGGCGUCAAGCAGCACCUCGACCUGUCCUCCAAUCACAAGUACUCGACCGUCUAUCACACACUGGAAGACACCAUCCAGGCAGCAGACGCACAGGAAGACCUCAAGUGGUUCCGCUCCAACCACGGGCCCGGCAUGACCAUGAACUGGCCUCAGUUUGAGGAAUGGUCCAUGGAGCUGAACCGAAUGCUCAGUCGACGAGAAACCAAGAGGAAGCACACUGAUGGAGUCACUCUGACGGGGAUCAGUCAAAGCACGGAGCAGACCACUAAAACCACCAGCAGCAGCAGUGUGGCUGUGGCCAGUAGCUCAGAAGCAGCAUGCUUGAACCCGUUUGAUGAGGAUGAGGAUGAUGGCGUGGAGGAGGAGGAAGAGCCGGCGGUGGUAGAGCGGCCCAAGAGCAGCCCGGUCGCUGUCAAACGAGUUGAAGUGACCGCACAAACCGCUGCUCCUGUAGAGAAGAGCACAGCCGACGGCUCCGAUGAGGAGGCAGCGAACCCCUUCGCAUCUGCUAACGCUAACGGCAAUCCGUUCGAGGACGAGCCGUCUUCUGAGGAGGUGUGUGUGCCGGUGCGAGCCUUGUACGACUACGACGGACAGGAGCAGGACGAGCUCAGCUUCAAAGCAGGAGAUCAGCUGAUGAAGAUGGGCGAGGAGGACGAGCAGGGCUGGUGUAAAGGACGCCUGAGCGACGGCACCGUGGGUCUCUACCCUGCCAACUACGUGGAGGACCUGGAGUGA